Molecule: messenger RNA, 138 nt
Organism: Vairimorpha ceranae
Lineage: Eukaryota; Fungi; Microsporidia; Nosematidae
Exons: 1
Coding region: 1-138 (45 amino acids)
Source: RefSeq, a predicted model, not a curated record
AUGGGGAAGAAAGAUGGAAUAGCGCCAUAUAUUUUAAUUAUUUUUAUCUUCCAAAACGAGGGGCCUAUACGACCCGAUACAAAAGAUAUAAGUAUGAUUUUAAGAAGAUUCACAUUUUGUUUUUUUAUAUUUCGUUAA